Messenger RNA from Vicia villosa (hairy vetch), 877 nucleotides. Its product is annotated as transcription factor MYB108-like. Gene Ontology annotation, biological process: regulation of DNA-templated transcription. Gene Ontology annotation, molecular function: sequence-specific DNA binding; DNA-binding transcription factor activity. Lineage: Eukaryota; Viridiplantae; Streptophyta; Magnoliopsida; Fabales; Fabaceae. The transcript is spliced from 2 exons. Gene Ontology annotation, cellular component: nucleus. The record is from RefSeq and is a predicted model, not a curated record. The coding region runs from base 36 to 845 and encodes 269 amino acids.
AUCAACAAUUCUAUUAGUAUUAAGUGUAACAUAACAUGGUUACCAGAAGUUUAUCAGAUUGUGGUUCAUUAGCAACAAAUGUAAGUGAAGAAGAUAUUAUGGUAAUAAAGAAAGGUCCAUGGAUAGAGGAAGAAGAUACUGUUCUGAUGAACUAUGUGGCUGUCCACGGCGAAGGUCACUGGAACUCCGUGGCCCGCUGUUCGGGUUUAAAGAGAACGGGAAAAAGCUGCAGAUUUAGAUGGUUGAACUACCUGCGACCAAAUGUUCGACGUGGGAAUAUUACUCUCCAAGAACAGCUCUUGAUUCUUGAUCUCCAUUCUCGGUGGGGCAACCGGUGGUCUAAAAUAGCGGAACAAUUGCCGGGAAGAACGGACAAUGAGAUAAAGAACUACUGGAGGACAAGAGUGGUGAAGCAAGCAAGGCAACUCAAUUGUGAUGUAAACAGCAAACUCUUCAGGGACACAUUGCGUUUUGAAUGGAUUCCCCGUCUCAUUGAGAGGAUCCAGUCUACUCGUGCAACUGCAGAUACUAAUUUAUACAUUCAACGACAAACCAGCAAUUGUAACAAUACUAAAGCGCACAGUGAUACUUGUACAAAUGCAAAUCCUCCUCCCAUGUUGAUGUCUGAGGUUUCGUCAUACUCGUCCGGCAUUGAUGUUGCAGUAGAAUCAAACCUAUCUUACAAUGUAAUGGAAAUGACAGAAUUGGGAUCCACAUGGGAGGAGUGGAAUUGCUUAGACACAAACACUCAAGAAUUUGAACAGGACAAUGAUUUUGGUGGUUCGGAAUUGUGGACAGAAGAAAACAUAUGGUUCUUGCAGCAACAACUUGCUGGCGAUUUAUGAUCUAGUUUUUUACACUAAUUUAACAUUAAUUA